UUGUGACCAAAAUCUCUUCCCCUUCAGUAGGGCUGGGUGAUAAUCUGGUUUUCAACAUCGUGAUAUAUCACCAUCUAAAUAUCGGGAUAUAUCAAUAUACAGUGGUACCUCGGUUUGCAAACGCAAUCCGUUCCGCGGAGGUGUUCGCUCGCCGAAGGCACGCUUCUGCACGUGCACGAAGCACCGAUAGAGCAUUUCUGCACACGCGCGUGCUGCACAGAUCACUUCUGCGCAUGCGCACCGGGGAACCCGGAUUUAAACACUUCCGGGUCUGCGGUGUUCGUAAACUGAGGUUUUCGUAAACGGAGGUAGUUGUAAACUGAGGUUCCACUGUAUCACCAUGUCUGAAAAAAGGAUGGAGCUAUGUGGAGGCACUGGCUGGCUUCAUGGUUUUUCCUGCAUUGUGAUUUUUGGCGGCGCCUGCUCUUCUGAUUCACUGCCCACUGCAUGAGGCAGAGCAGAGUUAACGAACUGCAGGAAUCAAGAGAAGCGUUGGCUGGCUUCACAGUUUCCCCCACAUUGUGAUUUUUGCAUAGCACACACACAAACACAUCAUGAUUUGCAAUAUACUGAAUUGCCAGGUCAAAAAUUAUGAAACCAAUAUCACAGUACAGAUUUCAAACUGGUUUUGGAAAAUAUCUCGCUAUAUCACCCAGCCCUACCCUUCAGUACUUUGUAACAAGAUCUCUCUUGGAGAUCAAAUGACCUACCCUUCAGAAACCUACCCUUCAGAAAUGGCCAAUGCCACCACCACACAGUGCUCCAAAGGCUCUUCCCAGAUAGUCAGUGCAGGAGGAUACCAUACUUAAUGGUAUCAAAAGCUUUCAAUGUGGGUGGGGAAACCCUACAGUCCUUCUGAUGUUGGACUGCAACUCCUACCACCCCUGAUCAUUGGACAUGCUGGCUGAGGCUCAUGAGAGGUAGUCUGUCGGGGUUCGGUAGCGCAUCUGUGCUAUGUAUGCCAGUUCCUGGGCACAGAUAAUCAGGGCCAGGAAGCCAAAGGAGUUUCCAUCUGAAAACAUGGUUGCAAACCGGAUGGGAAAGAGUACAGAUAAUCAGUUUCCUCCAGAACAACCUGGAGCUGGAUCGCCACCACGCAUUGAAGCAGCUUGCUCAAGUUAGUUCCGACUAGAUCCCAUUGAAAGCAAUGGUCCUUAACCACAUCACAACUAGCAACUUGGGUUGGAAGUCUGUAGAAGUGUAGAAUUCUGAAUAAAUGCAUGUAGGUUCAAUCUGUUGGUCUAGUUUUCCAAAGUAGAGCCCAAAGGAUAAUUUCAAGUAACAUAAACAUUUAGGUGUCUGUUUUAAAAUUACAAACUUGGACCAAAUGAGUCCAACAUUAACUUACUCAAAUACAUUUAGGGUUGGAAUCUGUGCUUUGACCAUUCUGAUUGAAACAAGGUGUCAAAACAGUUUGAAGGGUGAAAUUCCUCACCCAUUAACAGCCACCCACAAUAGUUUUUUUUUUACUAAGUUGUCAGUUCCAGCUACAUUUUAGCUCAAUUAGAUAUCAAAGCUGGAAAGCUAGGUUGCUUUGCUUAUAGCCCUGGCUAUACAAAUUAUGCCCGUUUCCUAGCCCUGUGGAUACGUAAAUCAAUUUUGUGAAGAGUGGCAAACAUGCUUUAGUCCAGGAGUGGGUAUUAGGGCCGGUGGGGAUCUACUGGUAGAUCUUUUGAGAAAAUUGCAGUAGAUCACCAAGGGGUUGACUCUUAAUUAUCUAACAACUAAAAAUAAUUUCACCCAGCCUGCAAAAUUAGGUGCCUGACAAAAUGCUUGUAUGGGAUAACUUUUGAACUCGCUUCUAGUACCCAUCUCAGAUUCCUGGGCUCAGCAUGUUCCCAUCCCUGAAUUAUUAGUGUAUUUCCAACCACCUGGGACACGCUUACGCCCUUGGCUCUGUUUGGUGGACCUUGGGGUUCUAGUGUGACAUGGGGGAACCAAGUAGAUCCUGUAGGCCUGAAAUCUGCCUAUCCCUGUUAAAGGCCAUAUUGGUAACCUGAAAGGGCCCGAUAAGGCCAUUGCGUCUUCCCCCCCCCCCAAUAUCCCUGUUACUGAGUUCACCUGGCCUCAUUCCUAGAAGAGAUCAGGAUGCUUAAAGAGGGGGUUAACUAAGUAUUCUGUGGUAUAGAGUUUCACAUUGUAUUCCUAAGGUUAUUCCACAGGUGUUAGCUGUAAGCCAGAACACUUAAUAACUAAUAUACCAGACGCUUGCUCACUUUCAUACUGAACCAUCGACACGGCAUAUCUACAACAUGCCCAAUAAAUUACAAAUCAAAUACUGUAAGAGUACCAGCAAUUGUUAAUUUCCUAUGGCAAACCCCCAAAUCGACCUUAAUUCCUCCAGUGCAGACGCAUUUUAUGACCAUUUCCUGCUUGCGUCUGCAGUGUGGAUGAUGUCAUAAUGCACAAUGCCAGUGUCGUCAAGGUUCUGAAGCCCACUGUGGGCAUUGCCGCCUGUUUGAAAUGGAGCCCAGCACCUAGAGAAUGGGCGUAAAUGAGAAAGGAGACAGAAAAUGUCUAGCCGAGGAAGUGCAAGUUCUGGUUCCGCGCCUUUGAAGAGGGGGCCGCAUAUGAGGCCUGGCUCAGCCAGGGCUAGAGAUGAAGCGGAGGCAACUCCAAGGAUGGUGGUGAAGGAGACCAGAGCUGUCGUCGUAGACAUUGGUACUGGCUCCUGCAAGUGCGGGUUUGCUGGAGAACUUAAGCCAAGCCAUGUGGUCUCAUCGACUGUGGGCAAGCAUAUCCAAGAGACUGCAAAAACUGGAGACAAUAGGAAAGAGACUUUUGUCGGCCAAGAACUUCGAGAUGCAGGAAUACCCCUGAAGCUUGUGAACCCUUUGAGACAUGGGAUCAUAGUCGACUGGGAUACUGUUCAAGACAUGUGGGAGUAUCUUUUCCUGAAGGAGAUGAAGAUUCGGCCCGAGGAGCACGCGGUCCUAGUAUCAGAUCCGCCCCUGAGCCCUACCACCAACAGAGAAAAAUACGCAGAAAUGUUAUUUGAGAGCUUUUGCACUCCUGCCAUGCACAUCGCUUACCAAUCUAGAUUGUCCAUGUAUUCCUAUGGCAAGACGUCGGGUCUCGUCGUAGAGAGCGGUCACGGUGUUUCCUACGUGGUCCCCAUUUAUGAAGGCUAUACCAUGCCAAGCAUUACUGAAAGGGUAGACUAUGCUGGGUCCGAUGUCACACAACACCUCAUGAAGUUAUUAAAUGACUCCGUGAACUUGUUCACAGAGAGAGACUGGCACAUCCUGGAAGAUAUCAAAGAGAACCACUGCUUCACUUCCUUAGACUUCCAACAGGAGACAACAGCACCUUCCAGGAAAUACGAGAUGGAAUAUGAGCUUCCCGAUGGGCAAACCAUCAUUAUCGGCAAAGAGAGAUUCCUGUGCUCCGAAAUACUCUUCAAGCCGUCCUUGAUAAACUCGCAGCAGCUGGGGCUUCCUCUCCUCACCAUGACUUCCCUCAAUAAGUGCGACGUCACUCUCAAAAAGAACCUGAUGGGCAACAUCUUGUUGUGUGGGGGCUGUACGAUGAUUAAAGGCUUUGCUGACCGCUUCCAGAGAGAGCUGAUUAAAAUGUGCCCAAAUGACAAUCCCAUUUCGUCAGCUGCCCCCGAGAGGAAAACGUCGGUGUGGACCGGAGGCUCCAUCUUGGCCUCCCUUAAGGCUUUCCAGCAGCUGUGGGUUUAUAGGAAAGAGUAUGAAGAACGAGGUCCUUUUUACAUCUACAGGAAAUGUUUCUGAGCUCCCAUCACUGAUUUAAAACUCUCUUUCUCUCUCUCUCUCACACACAAGCUAGAUGUAGAGAGGCUAAAGAAGUCUCACACCCGCUUUUCUGUUAGUACCCAUCGAAAAGUUACUUGAUCUGUGAGCACUAAUGGAUUGCUUACUUUCCGUUCUCCCUGUAUUAAAAGCCCAUAGUAAACACUCUGCAGUUAUAACAAAGUGGUUUUCCAUUUCUUGACACGAGUGGCAUGGCAAAUUUUGCGCAUAGGUAAGGCCUUCCUGCUGGAUCCAGUCGCGAGUUAUGUCAAUGGGGCUUUGUUCUCAGGAAGCAAGUGUAGCAUCAGGCUGGAUUUCUGUCUUCUAGAAGAAACGGGAAGCUGGAAUUAUUUUGCCUUACGUUCCAAAUGGUCAUGGGCGUUGAACAUGAAAACACUGCCUGCUAGGCCAACAUAUUUCAAAUAUUUUUGCUUGGGGAAAGGGACGAGCCUUUUCACUUAUAAAAUGUGUUGCGUGUGAAUGAGACAAAAGUUGUGUUCCUUUCAGGGGUGCCUUACUCUUUUCUAGCUCAAGAAUAGCAGUGCAGAGCGAAACAAACAAAAAGUUAAAAGUUGCUAUAUCAAUAUAGCAUUUACAUACACAAUCGGCAUAAUGCAGCACUGCAAUCCUAUACACACACACUUACCAUAGCUGCCAAGUUUUCCCUUUUCUCGCGAGGAAGCCUAUUCAGCACAAGGGAAUUUCCCUUAAAAAAAGGGAGAACUUGGCAGCUAUGACACUUACCUGGGAAUAAAUGCCAUUGAACUAAAUGGAAUUUGGUUCUGACUAGGCAUGCACACAGGGACCCAGGUGGCGCUGUGGUUAAACCACUGAGCCUAGGGCUUGCUGACCAGAAGGUCGGCGGUUCGAAUCCCUGUGAUGGGGUGAGCUCCCGUUGCUUGGUCCCAGCUCCUGCCAACCUAGCAGUUCGAAAGCACGUCAAAAUGCAAGUAGAUAAAUACAGCGGGAAGGUAAACGGCGUUUCCAUGUGCUGCUCUGGUUCGCCAGAAGCGGCUUUGUCAUGCUGGCCACAUGACCUGGAAGCUAUACGCCGGCUCCCUCGGCCAAUAAUGUGAGAUGAGCGCGCAACCCCAGAGUCGGUCAUGACUGGACCUAAUGGUCAGGGGUCCCUUUACCUUUAGGCAUGCACACAAUUUUGCUAAAAGCCCUACUCUUAACUAAAAACUUGAGGCAUACUUUGUUCUUUUCAGCAAGAUAGUUUUCUUUUUAUUGCGGGCAGAGAGAAUUAUCUACCUUCAGAGAUGUCCCUCUAAUAAUUCCUGCCCCCCUGCCUCAUGUUUUGAUUUCAUUGAAUUAACAGUGGUGCCUCGCAAGACGAAUUUAAUUCGUUCCACGAGUCAAUUCGUUUUGCGGAAAAUUUGUCUUGCGAAUCGCGGUUUCCCAUAGGAAUGCAGUGAAAUUUCUUUUUUUUGGCCCAUAGGAACGCAUUAAUUAAAUUUCAGUGCAUUCCUAUGGGAAACCGCGAUUUGCAAGACGAAUUUUUCGCAAAACGAAUUCAUCUUGCGAGUCACCAUCAGAUCGCAAAACGCAUUUGUCUUGCGAAAAAUUCGUCUUGCAAGGUGCUGCUGUACCGUAUUGGCCUGAAUAUAAGCCACAGCUUUAAAAUGGGGGGGGGGAUACCUG
Molecule: messenger RNA, 5402 nt
Organism: Zootoca vivipara (common lizard)
Lineage: Eukaryota; Metazoa; Chordata; Lepidosauria; Squamata; Lacertidae
Gene: ACTL7A
Product: actin like 7A
Source: RefSeq, a predicted model, not a curated record